Molecule: messenger RNA, 1350 nt
Organism: Daphnia carinata
Lineage: Eukaryota; Metazoa; Arthropoda; Branchiopoda; Diplostraca; Daphniidae
Exons: 5
Coding region: 134-1114 (326 amino acids)
Source: RefSeq, a predicted model, not a curated record
UCCCAUCGCUCGGUACAGUCGGUUUGACUAUAAAUACGGCACCAUCCAAACCGAGUUACAUACAUCCGCACACCAACCGUCCAGGCGAUCACAUCAUCCGCCGGAAGAGAAGCUCUCCAUAGUCCUAGGCAAAAUGUUUCGCUUCGUGUUUACGUUAUUGAUGUUGGCGUUGGCCGUUGCCAUGCCGUACCCGGAAGAUGAGGCUCCCAUCGUUGUAUCACCGGAGGUGCUGCAUGCUGUGGCACCUGUAGGCGAAUUGGCUGAAGGUGAAAAGGUUGACGAGCGUUAUCGUCCCAAUUACGGUCACCAAACAAGUCAAUUACAGAGCAGUACAGUUUACCAACAACAGAGCAGCAGCCAUCAACAGCAAAGUAGCAGUCUUACCACUCACCAACAGCUUGGCCAUCAAAACACUGGGCACCAUGCCAACAACGCUGCUGGUGGAUAUGGCGGAAGUGGUUACCAAACUCCAGGAGUCAAUGCCGGAUACGGCCAAAACAUCAACUACGGUCAGAGCGGUUACGGCAACACGGGCUACGGCAACACCGGCUCCAGCAACACUGGCUUCGACAACACCGGCUUCGGCAACACCGGCUACGGCAACACUGGCUCCAGCAACACUGGCUACGGCAACACAGGCUUCAGCAACACUGGCUUCGGCAGCACCGGCUACGGUACGGGAUCCGGAAUAAACACGGGAUACGGAUCGAACGCAGGUUAUGGAACCAAUACCGGCUAUGGAACAAACAUUGGAUACGGAAGCAACACUGGAUAUGCAACAAAUACUGGGUACGGCACAAACACUGGAAUCAAUACUGGAUACGGAGGCCAUAGCGGCUACGGCACGAACACCGGCUACGGAAACACUGGCUACAAUACGGGACUGUAUGGAAACAAUGUUGGCGGCGGACAACAAGUCGCGUAUGGGCACUCAGGAUACAACAGCCUUAGCGUUGAAAGUGGUUACGGCAGCAAUUACCUAGGAUGGCGUGAAGGACAAAAGUCCAACGGCACUGCGGUCGCUGAUGCGGCUUCCGUCGAAGCCUCUGCUCCUUCCGCCGAUUCCAGUCCAGCCAGUGGUGGCGAAAUUGAUUUCACCAACCAACAGCAAUAAACUGUUGAAUCUGUUUUGAUUCGAAACAACACGAACAACACGGUUGCCUUCCAUUAUUCGUGUAGAAAACGGAAGAGGUUGGUGGCUAAUGGCGCUGGGCGCCUUGUUCAAUGAACCAACGACAUCUCCAUGAACUAUACGUAUUAUCCUGUCCCCUUAAACGGUUGUUGAAUUACUCACUGUGUUACAUCGAUUUCUGCGAUUGCCUUUUUGCCAAUAAAAUUUCCCAACUCGAA